This is a messenger RNA of Onychostruthus taczanowskii (white-rumped snowfinch), 996 nucleotides long. It is a transcript of the gene MAF1, whose product is annotated as MAF1 homolog, negative regulator of RNA polymerase III. Gene Ontology annotation, molecular function: RNA polymerase III core binding. The record is from RefSeq and is a predicted model, not a curated record. The transcript has 7 exons. NCBI's taxonomy places the organism in Eukaryota, Metazoa, Chordata, Aves, Passeriformes, Passeridae. Gene Ontology annotation, biological process: negative regulation of transcription by RNA polymerase III. Gene Ontology annotation, cellular component: nucleus. The coding region runs from base 106 to 843 and encodes 245 amino acids.
CUGUCUCCGGGCUGCAGCUGCUGCACGGGAGCUGCACGGGAGCUGCACGGGAGCUGCAGGGGAGCUGCAGGAGCUGCACGGGGGCUGCGGCCCCGCCGGGGGAGGAUGAAGCUGCUGGAGAACUCGAGCUUCGAGGCCAUCAACUCCCAGCUGACCGUGGAGACCGGCGACGCGCACAUCAUCGGCAGGAUGGAGAGCUACUCGUGCAAGCUGGCUGGGAUUGACAAGCAGCUGUUCAAGCAGUUCUGCCAGGAGGGGCAGCCCCACGCGCUCGAGGCCCUGAGCCCGCCCCAGAGCUCCGGCCUCAGCCCCGGCAGGCAGGGGGAGGGCCCGCUCAGUGACACGUGCAGCCGCAAGACGCUCUUCUACCUGAUCGCCACCCUGAACGAGGCCUUCCGGCCCGACUACGACUUCAGCGCCGCCAAGAGCCACGAGUUCAGCCGCGAGCCCAGCCUCAACUGGGUGGUCAACGCCGUGAACUGCAGCCUCUUCUCGGCGGUCCGUGAGGAUUUCAAGGCGCUGAAGCCGCUGCUGUGGGACGCGGUGGAUGAGGAGAUCUGCCUGGCCGAGUGUGACAUCUACAGCUACAACCCGGACCUGGACUCGGAUCCCUUCGGGGAGGACGGCAGCCUCUGGUCCUUCAAUUACUUCUUCUACAACAAGAGGCUCAAGAGGAUCGUCUUCUUCACCUGCCGCUCCAUCAGUGGCUACGCCUACACCCGCCCGGACACCGGGAACGAGCUGGACAUGGACCUGGGCGAGGGGGACACCGAGAAGGGCGACAGCGGCGACCCCGAGGGCGGCGGCAUCGAGGAGGACAGGCCGCAGGUGAUGUGCAUGUGAGAUUCCCGGCGGGAUCCGAGACACCGGGAACGGAACCAGCAAUGGGACUGGAAAUGGACUGGGAACCAAACCAGCGCUGGGAACGGAAGCGGGACCGGGAACGGAACCGGGAACGGAACCGGGAAUGGGGACGGAACCGGGAAUGGGGACGGA